AUGUCCGAAAAGAAGAAGCCGCUGCUGGGUUUCGUGGGCAAACUCCCCAGUGGGACUGCGCUUGGGAACUCAGGCAAGACUCACUGCCCUUGGUGCAUGGGGCUUUUCAAAGCCCCCAGGCUCUUGCCUUGUUUGCACACAGUUUGUACCACGUGUCUGGAGCAGCUGGAACCCUUCUCAGUAGUGGCCAUCAGAGGGGGAGACGCUGACACAAGCUCUGAGGGGCCAAUAUUCCAGGAGCUCAAGCCUCCCAGUCUGCAGCUGCAGAUCAGCAUCCUCUGUCCCGAAUGUGAUGCUCAGGUGGACCUGCCCAUGGGUGGAGUGAAGGCUUUAACCAUAGACCCCCUGGCCAUGAAUGAUGUGAUGCUGGAGACUCUUCAAGGGGAAGGCCAGGGCCUGGUGUGUGACCUGUGCAGCAACAGAGAAGUGGAGAAGAGAUGUCAGACCUGCAAAGCCAAUCUCUGUCACUUCUGCUGCCAGGCGCAUAGGCGGCAGAAGAAGACAACUUACCAUACGAUGGUGGACCUAAAAGACUUAAAAGGCUGCAGCAGGAUCGGGAAGCCCGUUUUGUGUCCUGCGCACCCUGCAGAGGACCUGAGGCUGUUCUGUGAGCUCUGCGACCGGCCCGUGUGCCAGGACUGCGUGGUGGGGGAGCACUGGGAGCACCCCUGUGACUUCACGAGCAAUAUUAUCCACAAGCAUGGGGACUCAGUGCGGGAGCUCCUCAGAGGCACCCAGCCCCACGUGGAGGCGCUGGAGGAAGUCCUCGCACAGGUCAAAGGGAUGAACAGUGCCCUCCAGGAGCAGGUGGGGGCUGUGGCCGCCGACGUGCGAACAUUCUCUGAGGGCUACAUCAAGGCCAUUGAGCACCGGGACAAGCUGCUGAAGCAGCUGGCAGACAUACGGGUCCAGAAGGAAAACUCCCUACAGCUGCAGAAGGCCCAGCUAGAGCAGCUGCUAGCUGACAUGCGGACUGGUGUGGAGUUCACAGAGCACCUGCUGACCAGUGGCUCAGACUUGGAGAUCCUCAUCACCAAGGGGUUGGUAGUAGAACGGCUCACAAAGCUGAACAAAGUCGAAUAUAGUAUCCAUCCUGGAGUAAACGAUAAGAUAUGCUUCUCUCCUCAGCAGAAAGCAGGCCGGUGCCGUGGCUAUGAAGUUUAUGGGGCCAUCAGUACCAAAGAGGUCGAUCCAGCCAAAUGUGUCCUUCAAGGAGAAGAUCUCCACCGGGCCCGGGAGAAACAGACAGCCUCUUUCACCCUGCUGUGUAAGGAUGCGGCAGGAGAGAGCAUGGGCCGGGGAGGAGACAGCGUGCAAGUCACGGUCAUCUCUAAAGAUAAGAAAGACAGUCCGGUCAGAGCGCUGGUGCAAGCUAACAAGGAUGGGACAUACCACGUCUCCUACACCCCCAAGGAGCCCGGUGUCUAUACUGUGUUGGUCUGCGUCAAAGAGCAGCAUGUGCAGGGCUCACCAUUCACCGUGACCGUGAGGAAGAGGCAUCGGCCACACCCGGGCGUGUUUCAGGGCUGCACGUUCUGCUCCAGCGGAGGCCAGAAGACUGCUCACUGUGGGGGCACCAUGCCAGGGGGGUACCUACGCUGCGGCCACGGACACAAAGGCCACCCGGGUCGCCCGCGCUGCUCAUGCUGUGGGAAGUUUGCCGAGAAGUCAGAAUGCACGUGGACAGGUGGGCAGAACGCACCAAGGAGUCUACUCAGGACCGUGGCACUCUGAUGCCUUCCUGGGUACGUGCCCAGCCCGUUAGCUGCAGCCAGUACAACUUCCAAUUACCAGAGGACCCCAGACCUUGAUUAAUUCAGAAGAAACGGAUAGAAUUAAAAACAAAGUGCCUUAUCUUAUACUCUCAAUUUCCAGUCCUUUCUUGUGAGUCACUCACUGAUGGUAUGUACGGACGGUUGAGCACCAGAGACCACGUUUCUCUUCAUGAUGGUUGGCAAGGUUCAUUCUACACUGAGGCUCCCUUCUCUUGGGCAGGAACAGAGCGAUCUACGCUGUUGGAACU
Molecule: messenger RNA, 2023 nt
Organism: Odobenus rosmarus divergens (Pacific walrus)
Lineage: Eukaryota; Metazoa; Chordata; Mammalia; Carnivora; Odobenidae
Gene: TRIM45
Product: tripartite motif containing 45
Exons: 6
Coding region: 1-1734 (577 amino acids)
Biological process (GO): positive regulation of DNA-templated transcription
Cellular component (GO): nucleoplasm; chromatin
Molecular function (GO): protein binding; zinc ion binding; ubiquitin-protein transferase activity
Source: RefSeq, a predicted model, not a curated record